AUGGUAAUAGAUUCAACAAAAGCAACACCAGCAAAAAAUCAUGAAAGAAAAGCCAGUGGAAGAAGGAAUAAUUAUUCAGAUGAACAAGUCUUAUACAUGAACAAUGAAAGAUUUACUGUGCCAGAGAUAUUGUUUAAUCCUUCUGAUAUUGGUAUGGAUCAAGCAGGUAUACCAGAAGCAAUUGUAGCAUCAAUUAAUUCAAUUAGCCCUGAUAUUUUCCCUUUUCAGAUAAACAAUAUAGAUACACAAGGGCUAUUCUAUGAAAAUGUUUUAUUGGUUGGUGGUAAUAGUUUAUUUGCUGGAUAUAAGGAAAGAAUUCCAAUCUCAUAUGCAUGGCAUGGUGGCUCCAAAUUUGCCAAAACUAGUGAAUUUAAAGAUAUGUCAGUCACAAAAUCUGAAUAUGAUGAACAUGGAAGUAACAUUUGUUUGAAAAAAUUCGAUGGACAACGGAAAACAAAACCAGGCGAAGCUAAACCAUAUGAUACUUUAACUAAUCAAGAAGUUAAAUUAAUAUUGGAUCACAAUUUUUGCUCUCCAAAUAAUCUAACUGGACACAGAAGAUGGUUUUAUGCUAAAAAAGUAUCAGAUCAAGGUAGUAUCGAAGGAACGACAGACAUCUCGUGUUAUUUUAAAGAAUUAUUAAUUGAAGUUGAAUCGCCAAGAAUUGAUCUAAAGCAUGGAUCAAAGUAUCCAUAG
Messenger RNA from Entrophospora sp. SA101, 696 nucleotides. Lineage: Eukaryota; Fungi; Glomeromycota; Glomeromycetes; Entrophosporales; Entrophosporaceae. The record is from the annotation of a GenBank genome assembly.